Pomacea canaliculata is the source of this 5234-nucleotide messenger RNA. RefSeq lists its product as uncharacterized. The record is from RefSeq and is a predicted model, not a curated record. NCBI's taxonomy places the organism in Eukaryota, Metazoa, Mollusca, Gastropoda, Architaenioglossa, Ampullariidae. Bases 1199 to 1945 code for a protein of 248 amino acids. The transcript is spliced from 4 exons.
UUCAGAAAACUUUCAAAACAAAACAAAAAAAAAAAAAAUAGUAAAUAUAAUCUCUGAAUGUUUGUGGUGCCCCUUCUCUGUCAUUUGCAAACAAAACAAAAAAAAAAAAAACACAAUAAAACGUUUCUUUCGAGGAAACCAUUGUCACCAAGGUUAAUGAAGACAAUACUGAGUGUGUUGACUCCUACGGGAGGGAGCCAGUGAUGACUAGUCACCAUCAGCCUGAAAUUGUGAAGGCGGCACAAAUACUUUGAUAUCAACUUACAGGUGACCUCGGCUGCAGCACACAAGUCAAGAAACAGCUUCCAGGACGAAGUUCUCGGGCUGAACUGAUGAGGGUUUGUCCCAAUCUUCUUAGGAUAGGAUUGGCUGCUUGUAAGGAGAUUCCCUCCCUCUCUCUCUCCCCCUCCAUGGCCCUGGCGCCCACUGCUCACCUGAAGACUGACUGCAGUGGCGGCACAUAAAAGGAGCAGGUGAGCAGUUUCACCUGUGACAUCACGAUGCUCACUCGGUGGCUGCUGCUGUUGUUGGUCUUGGUGCUGAAGGGUAAGAGUUUCUGGGUGUAGAUGUCGUCUGCUGAAAUGUGCAGAAUGUUAUAGGUCAUAGGUCACUUAAAAACACUCGACUAAUUGUAAUAGUUUAUCCUGUCAGCGCGCGCUGUUUAUCCUGCAAUUCAUUAUUUCAAUAGUUCUCGUCAUGCUGUUUAUCUUCUCUAAACAUUUGUUGCUGUCUGUUGUGUGGCAUGUUUACAAUCUCUUUAUUUUAAUUAGCUUUAUCCGCGUGGUUAGUGCAUUCAGUAAAUGUGAUGUGCCAGAGGCAAGGAUGGACAAUAACAAUCUUGUAAUAACAACUUAGACAUGAACGCUACACUGAACACUCAUCACGAUGUUCUCAAACACAGGGGACGCUACCAGGUUCAGGUUGGACAUUCUUUCAUCCUUCAUUCCUUUUUAUCCUUACCUGGCACCAUGUCACUUCGGUAUCCUAGGUGUACAAGCGAGUUUAGUCUUUUUUCAGUGGUGUAGACAACUACGUAGACAAACAUGAAGAUAAUCGCAUAGACAGCCAUGUAGACAACCACGUAGACAAACAUGAACUCUUCCGUUGGUUUCACAGAGGCUGGACAGGUGGCUGGGGAGGCGGGUGUCACGAAGGACACCAUCACCCCCAGUACGUGUGGCCGCUGGGCAAUACCAGCAUGCACCACGAGGUCAUGAGAGGGCAUGACGCCCACCUGCCCGAUGCCAACCAAUGCUUCGCCCUGCAGCAAGGCUAUCCCGGCAUUCCCUACGAUGCCAUGGUGCUCACCGGCUCGCCCACCUCCUACGUGGACUUCCAUUUCUCCGGAGAAGUGAACUUCCGGGACCUGUCUCUGUCGUUCUACGUGUUUCCCAUUGGGGGCAAGCCGCAGGGCACGGUCCUAAACUACAGGUGCCCCUCCGGCAACGUCAUCAAGAUGGCGGUCAUGGAGAGCCUCUUUCUCGUCUCUUUUUGGGACGAGUACGGAGUGUCUGUUGGCGUGACGGCCAUCUCGGACAUGCUGACCUCUGACUCCUGGAAUCACGUGGUGGUCGUCAGAAGGUUCAGCACUGGUAACAUCCAGAUUUAUCACAACGGACAGCUUCUGGAAGACUUAGACGAUGACUUCCCCAACGGCAUUCGACUUCCGGUGUCGGGGGUCAUGCGCCUGGGACGCGGGCAGGACGAGGACGAGGAGGGGCUGCACGGCCGCUACACGUGCCUCCAGGUCUUCGCCGCCGCCCUGUCACGUGACGACGUGGCCAACGUUGGCGACGUUUUGUCAGCCGACGUCGUGGAUUGUGCAGCCAACCGUCCAUCUGGAGCAGCGCACAGUCGGCGGGGAGGAGAAGUACUGCGUCACCGACUACAUCCCGAGGGUCGUGGCGGAGCCCGUGGAGACAGAGGUCAAGGCCGCGGUGUGUGACAUUGUCGGUCUGCACUGUCUGACCCGCAGCCUGGCCUUUCAAGAGGUCAUGCGGCAGCACAACUGGGAGGACAGCGGCAAGGACACGUCCUACUACUACCUGGUGGCCCGAGGCCGGAUGCCCGCACCCUCCGACAGCAAGCAACACCUGUUGGGUCAGGUGGCCGCCACGGACCGCCGCGUCUGCUCCCGCUUGUGCAUGAGGGUCAAAGGUUGCCAGUCCUUUGUCUACAAUGCCAAGCACGCGCUGGGUGUGGAGUGUCUGCUCUUCAAGUCCGUGCUGGAGGCCAAGCAGUCGAGUCCCGACACCCGCUACUACGCCCUGCGCCCAGAAAACAUGGGGGGACGCUGAUGAGGGGGUGAGGGAGGAGUGAGAAGGAUUCGAAUGAAAACAAAACUGGAAGAUGGUGUGACCAGAAGCCAUAUUUUGUGGCCGAGCUGCCUGACAUUUGUUUGUGUAGAGUGGUCAGUGGUCAGUGGUCAGUGGUCACGACAGUCUACCCGUCCAGAGGCAACACAUUACGAAACUUUCGUUGUCAUCGUGCAGCAGGUCAAUAGGUCAAGACAUAUUUGAUAUGAUAAUAAAAAUAUUACCGGCAGUCGCAAGAUUUAGUGUUGCAGUAAGUAUCCGGACAUUACUUCAUCAAGUAUCAUGGCUUCCUGUAUGUACACGUCCAUUGAAAGCCUCUUCCCUCUUUCUCGCUGUUCUCUCUCUCACUCACACACUUUCUGUUCCGGAAGUUGCUUUGGCAUCUGUAUAUACUGACAUUACAGACAAACAUUCUCUCCUCUCUGACAGUUCAUUCACUGGUGUAUUUACAUAAUCGUUCUGAUAGCAAUAACACAGCGCCACUCAGCGGGCGGCGUCCCUAACAAACCCACGUGACGUCACGACAUUCAUUUACUUCUGUCAGGUCUGCUGGCCACCAUUUGCUGGUCCUUCCGUUUCCGGUCUUUAUUUUCAUCUGAUGGUUUCUGUACAUUGAUGGUGCAACAAAUGUUUGUUUAUGAAACUCAUUCAUUAGGUGUUUACAAUAUGUCUGAAAGAUUUUCAAGCUGAUUUUAACGCUUUGUUCUCAACAUUGUCUUUUUAAAUAAUUCAACGGAAAAAGUCCAUGUCUAAUUAUUCCAAGGUUUUCCCCAAUCCAUAAUAUCUCGCACACAGAAAGACUUGACAACCUUGCACACCCAGUGCUGCCACCAUUGGUGAUGUUUGUCUGUCAGUCCACAAGUCUCACUGAGACUACAGACAGGUUACAGGCCAGACCCUCCUACACAAGGCCAGACCGUCCCACACAGGUGUUGAAGGUGUACUUCUCGGUGCAGCUGCACCACACAACCCAAACAUCAUCUGUGCAUCCUUCGCAUCCACAAACAGAUUUUUAUUUCACACAGAAGACCUCUGUAUGGAAAAAAUGUCAGCGUUUGACGUUUGACCUGCUAACCUCUGAACUAUAACCUGCUCACCAUUCAACUGGAUUCAACCUCUGGUUUGAUGCUUUCCCAACAAGUAGCACACCUGAUGGGAGGCAAGAACAUUGUUGUUGCUGUUCACAGGUCACUAGUACACACAGGAUGUUGUUGCUGUACACAGCCAUUAGUGUACACAUGUACAUCAGCCAUCGUCUGGGCAGACAGUCGGGACAAAGGAUGACCGAGUCCCGCAGUUUGCUGACCCCCUGACAAUUAAAGUGACAGGAAGCUGAGCGGAGUUUGAGUCUUUUCUUUGAACAUGAAUUUGAGAUAAAUGACAAGGGUUUGUGUCCUGCAUCACUCUCUAUCUCCCUUUUUUUCUCUUUCUUACACUCCCCUUCUCUUUCUCUCUUAGUGUAUCUAACGAGCGAUCGCACUCACAUACACAUGGAGAUAAUUAAGAUCUGCAUAUAUCCAUGCUUAAAUAUUGUGGAUAUCUUUUGAAAACAGUUUAAACCCUUUAUAGAAAAUGUAACCUCUCAAAAACCUGCUUGUUGUGCAAAUCAUGAAUUAAAUGAAGAUUCCACACAAUAAAAGUGAGGUGGACAAUAAGGACACGUAUACUCUUUCGUUUUGUUGCACAUGCUGGAGUGUGUUUGCCACCUUGUCCUUUCAACUGGUGAAGUGAAGACAGGACUGGACGUGGACAGGAUGGCCGUCACUCGCCCUCGUCAGCACCGCAAACCUCGCGGCCUCGUGACAGCGUGCAGGAUGGUACAGACCUUUGUGUGUCAUGUACAGUAUACUGCACACAUAACAUAAACUAACAUAUAGUGUUGUACUAAUGUUCUGUGCUGUGAUGGUGCACCAAGUGUCUCAGACCGGUUGACCAGGCGCCUGCGCUGCUGUAAGCCGCUUGUGACGUCACCAAAGCCACUCGAGCACUAAGCGCACCUCUGAGCCACGAGAGCGGACUUGAGGGGGAGACUGACUCCAAGACAAGCUGACUUCAGCCUGAGACAGGACUGUGAAGGGGGUGGGUGUGCUGGGGUGGAGGUAGGACUCAGUGCCAAGCCACUGGCUUCACAAAGAAUCGAAGCUGCCGUUGUUUGUACAAAGACCACAGAGCUUCAUGACAACAGCUGUCGCCUCCUGUGUCUUGUACAGUCAUCUGCAUCCUUAUCCUGUCUUGUACACAGUCGCCAUCAUCACUUAUCCUGUCUUGUACACAGUCACCUGCAUCACUGAUCCUGUCUUGUACACAGUCUCCAUCAUCACUGAUCCUGUCUUGUACACAGUUGCCAUGAUCAGUUUGGAUGUUGUGAGUGAAUUGGUUCUUCAUCACGUGAGUCAAGUGACCGGCAUCUGCUCCUCACUCAUUCACUAACCUGUGUCAACUAGUGUGACCCUCAUUAUUUCUAACAUGACCUGAACUAAAGAUGAAGGAAUGUCAGACUCACAGCUCACACCGAUCAUACGUGCAAACAAUCCCACACCCACACUCAAAAAGCACAAGAACCAAGUUUAGUCAAAGAUAUUUUUGCAAUACAUCACGAUAUGAACAGUAGGUCGUGUCAAGAGUUCCGGACAGGACCAUUUCCUAGAAGCUGAGCAAAUGACAGUAAACAGAACAAAGCAGUCAUACAUAAUAAUGUCCAGUGAAUUUGUUUUAGCAAGAAGUCUUUCAACGGACUUGUCUUUAAUGCCAACAGUUGGCGAGGUUCUUACAAAGGUCAUGACCCCAUCAGUUCCUGCAGCAGCUCGGGGGCAAGUGUUCAGAAGGUGUAGGGCAACAGAAAAUCUUUAUUAUUUUCUUCAUAAAUAUAAGUAUAUAAACAGAAAUAAAAAUAAUGGAAAGGUCAUACACCAGCAAGGA